This is a messenger RNA of Nymphalis io (European peacock), 9401 nucleotides long. It is a transcript of the gene mTor, whose product is annotated as serine/threonine-protein kinase mTOR. The transcript is spliced from 10 exons. NCBI's taxonomy places the organism in Eukaryota, Metazoa, Arthropoda, Insecta, Lepidoptera, Nymphalidae. Bases 123 to 7355 code for a protein of 2410 amino acids. The record is from RefSeq and is a predicted model, not a curated record. Gene Ontology annotation, biological process: protein phosphorylation; negative regulation of macroautophagy; TOR signaling. Gene Ontology annotation, cellular component: TORC2 complex; nucleus; TORC1 complex. Gene Ontology annotation, molecular function: protein binding; protein serine/threonine kinase activity; protein-containing complex binding.
UGUUACAGUAGCUGUAGUCUACAUUUUUGAAGUGAUUUCUUCUUAUGCAUUAACCUUUAAAGGGUUAAUCUUAAUGCGUAAAAAAUGUUAUUCCUUUAGCUGAUAAUAUUAUUUAAAUCAAAAUGUCGAAUCAAGUGACCGCCUUUGUCGCGGGGUUAAAAUCGAGAAAUGUGGAUAUUCAGACAAAAACGGCACGAGAACUAUACCAUUUUGCUAAAACUGAACUUCGCGAAGUGCCCCAAGAAGAACUUACGCAAUUUUUGGAUGAAUUUAACCAUCAAAUAUUCGAAAUGGUUUCUAGCAAUGAUGUCCAUGAGAAAAAGGGUGGAGUGCUGGCUAUUGUCUGCCUUAUUGGAGGUGAUUGUGACACUACUAAAACAAGAAUCACAAGAUUUGCUAAUUACUUGAGAAACUUAUUACCUUCCUCUGAUGUGGGGGUUAUGGAACUUGCUGCUAAAACAGUAGGUCGUCUCGCUACUGUUUCUGGAGUUAAAAGAGCGGAAUAUGUGGAGUUUGAAGUUAAAAGGGCUUUUGAAUGGUUAUCAGAAGAGAGAAAUGAGGGAAGGAGGCACUCAGCCGUGUUAUUAUUAAAAGAAAUGGCUAUAGCAAUGCCAACAUACUUUUAUCAACAAGUCUCAGGUUUCUUUGACCAUAUUUUAAUAGCUUUGAAAGACCCUAAACAGCAAAUUAGGGAAGCUGCUGCAAAAGCACUACGAGCUGGCUUAGUAGUAACAGCCCAAAGAGAGACAGCGAAGCAAUCAACUGCUAAACCGCAGUGGUAUAUGCAAUGUUAUGAAGAGGCUAUGUCGUCAUUUGAAGAAAUACCUAUUAAAGAAAAAGGAAUUACAAAAGAAGAUAGAGUUCAUGGUGGUCUUCUUAUCCUUAAUGAACUCCUAAGGUGUUCAAAUGCAUCAUGGGAGAAAAAGUACACAUAUCUUAUGCGUAGUCUAGAUACACAAAAAGACAUAACUGUGUCAGAUGAUAUUAUUUUUAUAAGUUCCAAGCUACAUAGUCCAUCAGUAAAAAGAGGCUACUUGUGUGAUGGUUUUAAAACUGAAAAUGUUCAGUAUCCCGUUCCUAUAUAUGAGUCAGAAGUUUGUAAAAAGUUAUUAAUUGAAAAAAUAGAAAGGACUUGUCAAGAUGUGAUGUCUCAGAGACUUCUUAAAACACAAGGAGUCCCACAAAUACUUUUAAUAAUAAUUCCGAGAUUGGCAGCAUUUAAUAAAGAAUUAUUUUUAAAGAAAUAUCUCAACUCUACUAUGCAUUAUCUCAUAACUUCAAUCAAAAGUAGGGAAAAAGAUAGAAAUAUGGCAUUCACUACAUUAGGGUUGAUGGCAGCAGCCAUUGAAGGUGAUAUUAAAACAUUUAUUCCUAGAAUAAUGGAUGUGAUAAAACAAGCCUUACCAAAUACCAGAGAUACUCUGAGUAAAAAGAGAAUGUGGAUUGACCCAUCUAUAUUUGCAUGUAUAACAUUGCUCAGCAGUGCAGUAAAAGAUCUUGUUAUUAGUGACAUUAAAGAAUUAUUAGAUCCAAUGUUUGCUACUGGCCUAAGUCCAUCAUUAACAAUUUGCUUAAAAGAGUUGAGCCAAAACUUACCUACAUUAAAGGGAGAAAUUUCAGAAGGACUUUUAAAUAUGCUUUCUCAAGUUUUAAGAAAUAAGCCAUUCUUACAUCCUGGUGUGCCAAGAAAUUUGGAGCAACAGAGUAAUAUGAGUCUCAUGAUAGAACUUCAAGAUACUGCUAACAUAGUUCUUGCAUUAAGAACACUUGGGACAUUCCAAUUUGAGGGUCAACAUAGUUUACUUACAUUCGUAAGACGUUGCGCUGACCAUUUCCUUCAAAGUGAGCAACAAGAGAUUAGAGUGGAAGCAGUAAAAACAUCUGCUAAAUUAUUAGCUGUUGCCACAGCACGAACUGUGAAGACUCCUUCCAGAACCCUGACCAUGCUAACUGCUGAAGUUGUUGGUAAAAUGUUAGUGGUAUCAGUUACUGACCCAGACUAUGAAGUAAGGUAUUGGGUUCUGGAGUCCCUUACUGAAAUAUUCGAUACUCAUUUGGCACAAAUAGAAAAUUUAAGUUUUCUUUUCAUUGCCAUGAAUGAUGAACAUUUGGAAAUACGAGAAUUAGCUAUUUGCACAAUUGGACGACUGAGUAUUGUUAAUCCCGCAUAUGUAAUGCCAGGACUUCGAAAAAUUUUAAUACAAUUUUUAACAGAACUUGAACAUUCGGGGAUGAGUCGAAAUAAGGAACAGGCAGCAAGAAUGUUAGAUAAUCUUAUUUUGCAUGCUCCUAAACUUGUAAAACCAUAUAUGGAAACAAUCUUAAAUGUCCUUGUACCUAAGUUAAAAGAAGCCGAUUUAAAUCCAGGAGUGGUAAUUAGUGUAUUGAAAGCUGUAGGUGAUUUAGCCGAUGUUCAUGGGGACAACACUGGGCUCAAAAAAUGUUUACCGGAACUUUUGACAAUUCUUCUUGAUUUACUGUCUGAUGCCAGUGCUACUGAUAAAAGGAGUGUCGCUCUGUGGGCAUUUGGACAACUGAUAAGUGCCACAGGACAUGUUGUUACACCAUACACUGAAUAUCCGAAUCUAAUGGAUGUUUUGCUCAAUUUCUUAAAAACUGAACAACAGCCUAAAGACAGGCGAGAAACCAUUCGAGUUUUGGGGCUUCUUGGUGCCCUAGAUCCUUACAAACAUAAGAUGACAAGAGGUUUGAUUGAUGGUAAACCAGAUUCUAGCUUAGUGCCGGUUGCUGAUAGUAAAGCUGAAGAAAACAACUUUGAUAUGACAACAAGUGAAAUGUUAGUGAACAUGUCUUCACCAGUUCUCGAUGAAUACUAUCCAGCAAUCGUUAUUUCUACCCUUAUGCGUAUACUUCGAGAUCCAACUCUUCAACAACAUCACACAAGUGUAGUACAAGCUGUGACAUUUAUUUUUCAAUCAUUGGGCAUAAAAUGCGUCCCAUAUAUCUCUCGCGUUACCCCGAGCCUCCUGUACGUUGCUCGCGCGACAGAUAACAAUAAUUUUCGAGAAUUCCUUUUCACACAGUUAGCGAAGCUUAUAGCUAUUGUCAAGCAACAUAUUCGUAACUAUUUGGAUAAAAUAUUCGAUCUUAUAAAAGAGUUUUGGACGCCAAAUAGUCCUUUGCAAUCAACAUUAAUAUUACUAGUUGAACAUAUAGCUAUUGCUCUUGGAUCGGAGUUUAAAGUAUACUUACCACAAUUAAUGCCUCAAAUACUACGAGUUCUUGCUCACGAUACCAGUAAAGAAAGAGUCGUUACAGAGAAACUCCUUUUUGCGUUACAAAAAUUUGAAGACAAUCUUGAUGAUUACAUGCAUUUGGUUAUUCCAUCUAUUGUGAAAUUAUUUGAUGCUUCAGACUGUCCUAUACCAGUGGCUAAAGUAGCUAUGGAAACGGUGGACUAUCUAUCAGAUUCCUUGAAUUAUAGCGAACUCGUAUCUAGGAUAAUACAUCCUCUUGUAAGGAGCUUAGAUACAUGCUAUACUUUAAGAACUACAGCGAUGGAUACUUUGUGCGCUCUCAUUAUACAACUCGGUAGAAAGUAUAACGAUUUUAUUCCACUUGUUCAAAAAGUCAUCGCAAAACAUAGAAUACAACACCAGAACUACGAACUUUUACUGUCAAAAUUACAGUCAAAUUCAACUUUAGCUGUUGACGAUUUUUUGCAAAGUACUAGACGCAAACCUAGAAAUAACAAUCAAGAGGCACGGAUAGUAGCUUGCGAUUCUUCGCAGUCUAUCCGUAAACUAUACGUAAAUGCUCACAGCCUGAAAGUUGCUUGGACUGUCAGUAGCAGAGUGUCGAAGGAUGAUUGGCUGGAAUGGUUGCGACGUUUUAGCAUCGGCCUACUUACAGAAUCACAUAGCCCAGCUUUGAGGGCAUGUCUGGCUUUAGCACAUAAUUACUCCCAGUUGCUACGUGACCUAUUCAACGCCGCAUUUGUCUCCUGCUGGACCGAAUUAGAUAACACAUCGCGAACAGAAUUGUCGAAUGCUUUGGAGCAGGCUUUGACAGCUCCUGAUGCGCCAGAAUUAGCGCAUACUGUCUUAAACCUUGCCGAAUUUUUGGAGCAUUGUGAAGGCGGCGCACUACCGAUUUCUACACACCUGCUCGGAGAAAGAGCUAUGCACUGUAGAGCGUAUGCCAAAGCGCUUCAUUAUAAGGAAGAAGAGUUUCGCAACGGGGCUACCUCUCAGGUUGUAGAGGCUUUGAUACAUAUAAAUAAUAAGUUACAACAAAAAGAAGCAGCUGAAGGCUUACUCGAACGAGUAAUGGCUCAACGCGAAGCUGGUGAUGCGAAUUUAAAAGUACAGAUAAGAUGGUAUGAGAAAUUGCAUAACUGGGAAAAAGCGUUAAACUUAUAUGGGGAAAAACUAGUUGGAGAUGAUGAAAACACGGAAUCAUAUCUAGGUGAAAUGCGAUGUUUUGAAGCAUUGGGUGAAUGGGUCAAACUAUACCACACAGUUUCCAAGCGCUGGGUAAAAAUGAGCGAUGACGAAAAAUUCAAAUCGGCUAGAUUAGCCGCUGCCGCCGCUUGGGGCUUGAAUGAAUGGGAUUCAAUGACCAAUUAUGUCAACUUUUUACCGGAAAAUUCACAAGAUGGUGCUUUUUACAGAGCUGUUCUUAAUAUUCACAAUGAAGAUUACGAUGUUUCCAAACUAUUCAUAGACCAAGCACGAACUAUUUUGGAUUCUGAAUUGACUGCAGUCGCUGGAGAAAGUUAUCAGAGGGCUUAUGGAGCUUUAGUUAAUGCUCAAUUACUCGCCGAAUUAGAGGAAGUAAUCACGUACAAAUUGGUUCCCGAAAGACGAGAGUCUAUCAGACAAGCUUGGUGGACAAGACUUCAAGGUGGACAAAGAUUAGUUGAAGACUGGCGCAAAAUUCUUCAAGUUCGUAGUUUAGUACUAACGCCACAAGAGGAUAUGGCCACAUGGUUGAAAUUCGCUUCACUUUGCAGAAAAAGUGGUGCACCACGCCAAGCUCAUACAACCUUGGUGAUGCUUCUCGGCAUAGAUCCAAGUAAAAAUCGUGACAUGCCACUUCCAGCGCACGAGCCGAGGUUAACUCUCGCUUACGCAAAACAUCUGUGGGUCGCUGGCGAUAAGCAACUUGCAUAUGACCAGUUGCAGCGCUAUGUAGAUACAGUGGAUACUGGAGACGCGGAACAUUGUCGUCUAUUAGCACGUUGUCAUUUAAAAUUAGGCUCUUGGUGCGAAUCUUUGUUAGGUAUCAAUAAACUCUCGAUUCCUGAGAUUCUUCGCAAUUACUCCGCUGCGACCACUCUAUCUUCCGAUUGGUACAAAGCUUGGCACGCAUGGGCGUACAUGAAUUUUGAAACUGUUCUUUUUUAUAAGCAUCAGGAGGCUGAUAUGACCAACCCAGAAGAGAUCAAAGCGGCAGCUGAAUAUAUACAAACCCACACUGUUCCGGCAGUUGAAGGAUUUUUUAAGUCGAUAAACUUGUCCCAUGGUAGUUCGCUUCAAGAUACAUUGAGACUGCUCACGCUAUGGUUUGAUUAUGGACACCAUCCUGCUGUCCAUGAAGCUCUCGUAGAAGGUAUAAGGACCAUCGAAAUAAAUGUAUGGCUUCAGGUCAUACCUCAACUCAUAGCACGGAUCGACACCCCGAGAGCUUUAGUAGGAAAACUUAUACACUCAUUGUUGAUAGAUAUCGGGAAAUCUCACCCCCAAGCUCUAGUCUAUCCUUUGACGGUGGCAUCGAAGUCUUCAUUCGUAGACCGCAAGAAUGCAGCUAAUCAAAUUUUGAAAUCAAUGUGUACUCAUUCAAAUAACUUAGUUAAUCAAGCCGCGAUGAUAUCUGAAGAACUAAUCAGAGUUGCUAUAUUGUGGCACGAACAGUGGCAUGAAGCAUUAGAAGAAGCUUCUAGAUUAUAUUUCAGUGAACAUGACGUUAAGGCUAUGUUCAAGACUUUGGAACCUCUACACGCUAUGCUAGAGAGAGGUCCAAAAACAUUGAAAGAAAUUUCUUUUAGCCAAGCCUAUGGACGAGAUCUCAAUGAAGCUCAAGAAUGGUGUAAUCGAUUUAAGGAUUCAGGCCUUGUCCGAGAUUUAAAUCAAGCCUGGGAUCUGUACUACCACGUGUUCCGUCGAAUCAGCCGCCAGCUGCCGCAGCUCACGUCGCUGGAGCUACAGUACGUGAGCCCGAACUUACUCAACUGCCGCGACCUGGAACUGGCUGUGCCCGGCUCGUACGUGCCCGACCAGGAUCUCAUACGUAUUGCGCACAUACAGAGCAGCUUACAGGUGAUAACAUCAAAGCAACGACCGCGCCGGCUCUGCAUUCGUGGCUCCAACGGCAAAGACUACAUGUUCCUUCUCAAAGGUCACGAGGAUCUACGUCAGGACGAGCGCGUAAUGCAACUGUUCGGCCUAGUCAACACCUUGCUGCAAGCCGAUCCCGACACGUUCAGGAGAGACCUGGCCAUACAGAGAUACGCAGUGAUACCUCUUUCCACUAACUCCGGGUUGAUCGGCUGGGUCCCACACUGUGACACUUUACACUCGCUGAUAAGGGACUACAGAGAUAAAAGGAAGAUUUUACUUAAUAUUGAACACCGAAUUAUGCAAAGAAUGGCGUCGGAUUUGGAAAGGUUGAUGUUGAUGCAAAAGGUGGAAGUUUUUGAACAUGCACUUGAGCACACAGCUGGGGACGACCUCGCAAAAUUGUUAUGGCUUAAGAGCCCUUCUUCGGAGGUUUGGUUCGAACGUCGUACGAACUACACGCGCUCGCUGGCGGUAAUGAGCAUGGUGGGUUACAUCCUGGGACUAGGGGACCGUCAUCCUUCUAACAUAAUGCUCGAUAGAGUUACUGGAAAGUUUUUGCACAUCGACUUCGGAGAUUGUUUCGAAGUAGCCGUCACGAGGGACAAAUUUCCAGAAAAGAUACCAUUCAGGUUGACGAGGAUGCUUAUAAAUGCAAUGGAGGUGACCGGCAUCGAGGGCACGUACCGGCGCACGUGCGAGUCGGUGAUGGAGGUGCUGCACCGGCACAAGGACAGCGUGAUGGCGGUGCUGGAGGCGUUCGUGUACGACCCGCUGCUCAACUGGCGCCUCAUCGACGCGGGGCGGCGCUCGCGCGCGGACGACGCGGGCGCGGACGCGUCGCCGCCCGACGCCGAGCCGCCCGCCGAGACCAACCUCAACAAGCGCGCGCUGGCCAUCGUCAACCGCGUGCGCGACAAGCUCACGGGCCGCGACUUCACGCACAUCGACGACGCCAGCGUGUCCGUGCAGAAGCAGGUCGACCUGCUCAUCCAGCAGGCCACCAGCAACGAGAACCUGUGCCAGUGCUACGUGGGCUGGUGCCCGUUUUGGUAGAAGCUAUGUAGUAGUAGUUGUACUUCCACGCUUAUUAAUGUUGUUCUACAUAACAUACCUUCGAAAAAUCUAAUGUCAUAUAAAGAUCGCUAUGGCAGUUAAAUGUUCUUGAUCAAAAUAAUAGUCAUUAAACCCUAUCUUAUCUAUAAAUGGCAUACUUUACGAUUCUUUGUUUCGUCAUGAUGUUUUAUACCGUAAUGGAUUUUAAUUAUAGAAUCUAUUGUAAAAAUCUAAGUUGUCGCGAGUUACGUGUUACAAACAACCCAAUGCAUAUAAAAGUAAAUUGGUUCGCGCACACUUCUCCCUACUUCCUAUUACAUCUUCGUCGCAUUUGUUAAAUAAGUCCCACCAAAUAUUCCGUGCCGAGAUAUUAUAUAAAAAAAUAAAUUUAUUUAAAUUAAGUGUAAUAAUAUAUACAAUAUAACUUAUAAAAUAUUUAUAACAUAAAAAAAUAAUGUGAAACUCCACGUAAACAUAUCAAAAUAAAACUAUUUCUAUAAACAAUUAUUACUUCUUUGUCUAUAAAAGUAUAGUCUAUGCAACUAAGACGUGGCUAUUUUUUUUAAAUGCAUUUUUUAAAAACCUAUUCCUAUUUACCCGCCAUUCUAAUGUCAUAGCGAUCUUCACAUAGGCUGACUGUAGAUUUAUUAAUUAUCUAUAUUCAUAAUUUAAUUCAAUAAUUCAUCUUUAGUUCUUCCUUGUUUAAAAAAGUCAACAUAUAUGUAUAUUGUAUGGAUGUAAUACAAUAAACUGUAUACAUGCAUAAAUAAUUGAAUUAACGAAUAAAAAAAUGUUUAAUUUUUAUUUGUAAAUAUGAUUAUAUUCUCUUAAUGUAUUUCUACCGAUUCAUUUAAUUUUUUUAUUAAUAUAUUAUGAAUCGAUUUAGUCUCUCGUUAAUAAAUGAUUUAUAGUCCUCUUCACCAUAUAUGUUGGAAACGAGAACACUAAUGAGAUACCGGCUUAUAUGUUACAAACUGACUUCUCUGUAAAACAAUGUCCUAAAUUAUGUAUCGUAUUUUUGUAAAUUGUAUUAUAAUCUGUGCUAAUUUUUAUUAUUAUUUCAAUGUAGGUAAUGGUGUCGACUCUGUUGUGAAUCAUAUUGACUAAAAAUUUUUGACUAAAAUUAAUUAUUUGGAAUUAUUUAAACAAAAGCUUUUCGCUAUCUCUUUAUGAUGUGUUGGGUUAAAAGAAUAGCAAAUUGUUAAGUUUUGUUAAUUACUUUAAUUUAGAUAUAGUGUAGACAGCAUCUAUAUAUCUAAAAUUGAUUGCUUGUUUGUUUUGUGUCAAGUGAUAAUUGGGUUGUUAUCCAUAUAUGUCUGCUUCUCUCAGAUUAAACAAUUUAAUCCAGAACUGUAAGCAGUCGGCUAAUUGCUUACUCGAUUAACUGUAUUUUUUUUUUAAUUGUAUAUAAAUAUAUGAAAACAUUGUAUUUCAAAUAUUAUUCUUGCAAUUUCCUACAAAAUAUGAACAAAUAGUUUUUCUAAAUUGAAUAGCGCGCUUGAUUCUUCUAAUAUAUAUAAGAAGAAUUUUAUCUUUAUAACAGAAUUGGGAUGGGAUUAACGAUCUAAUAUUAUUAUCGCUUGACAAUAAAUGCAAUGUGCAGUUUGACAUUGCAGUGUUCCUGUAACGUUUAAAUAUAAGUUAUAAUUUUAAUUGCUUGUAAGUUGUUGAUUUAAUUGGUUUUGAUAAUUGCUGUUGCGAAUAAUAAUACAAAAAAUAUAACUGUCCUUAAUAUUUUGUUAAUUCAGUAUGUAACACGAUAAUUGUCUCAAUUUAAAAAGUUCAAAGUUCAACUUGCAAUAGAAACACGAUGUUUUUCUAGGUUUCGUAAUGAUAUAUUCUGAAAUUAUGAAAAACACACAUUUUGUUAUAAAGGAAUCUGACAUGACAAAAAAAAAAAAAAAACUUUAAAUAGUUUUUAAAUAAGUUUCGAUGACUUAAAAAUUCGGUACGCUUACAAUAUUUUAAAUCCAAAAAAUACUUUCAAACUGAACUGUUGAUAAAUCGUUUGUUAAAUGUGAAUAUUUUGAUUUCUUUAUUAAAGAU